This is a messenger RNA of Uranotaenia lowii, 16897 nucleotides long. RefSeq names its product midasin. The record is from RefSeq and is a predicted model, not a curated record. Lineage: Eukaryota; Metazoa; Arthropoda; Insecta; Diptera; Culicidae. Bases 64 to 16692 code for a protein of 5542 amino acids. Gene Ontology annotation, molecular function: ATP hydrolysis activity; ATP binding. Gene Ontology annotation, biological process: ribosomal large subunit assembly; rRNA processing. Gene Ontology annotation, cellular component: preribosome, large subunit precursor; nucleus. The transcript has 8 exons.
CGUGUUCGGUCGGUUCAGACGGUGUGCUUUUUGAUUAAUUGAAAUCCAAGCAGAUAGAACACAAUGGAAGUGGAUUGUGAUAAAAUUCGGUGGAAUAUACAACGUUUACGGGAUGAACUCCAUUGCUCUAAUGUGGAUCGGUUUUUAAGGUUAUCCAAAUUCACUUCUACGGACAUGGACGAGCUAGUGACUUUCUUAGGAGAACUACUGGAAGAUCCCACAUACACCACCGCCAUCGGAACAGGAUUUGGGGAUAUUUUGCUUUUGAUAGUGGCGAACGUAUUUCCCUGUAAUAACCCUGCGAUAGUACCAGCAAAGAAUGAGCAGUACAUUCGGAAAUGUGUAGCUCUAUCAAAACUUGUCGGUUUAAAUCCCAGCGUUUUGAGAUUCAGCGUACAAUACUUCCGGAACAAUCCAGCACCUUUCAGUCAGGAAGAGAACUACACCCCCAAGAAAAAAGUGAAAAAGUCAAUCCAUGCUCCUGUCAGCGAACUGGACAUUAUUCAGUGUUGCUAUCGAUUUUUGGUAGCCGACCCUAAUUAUUUCCGUCGGGCCUGGAAUUGGUCUGAAUUCUUGCAACUUUACAAGAGCGCUUCUUCCAGUCAGUGCAGCAGACAGCGUUUCUAUUUCAAUCGUAUUCUUGCUUUGAUCAGCUGUAUGACGCAAAGUGAGUUGAGCCAGCUAGAUAGGGAAAUCCAGAUGGAAGUGGAGAUUGAGGAGCAGAUGAGGACGGGUGACAGUUGGGUAGAUACUGAAAAAAAACCCGAAAGCGGAGAGAAAAAUCGAAUUUGGUGGAAUUUCCGCAGCGAUGUUGUGGUAAAUGUUGGCGAUGUGCUGUUGCCGAUUUUCGAUUCUUCAAAUUGUGAGUAUUAUCGAAAUCAGGAAAAGAUGAACGAUGAACUGGUUAUUGUCGACUCAACAAGAAUCAACGUUAGAAGUCUAGCGUUAGGGGUGUCUUCGGGUAAAGCGAUUUGCUUAUCGGGUCCAGUGGGUUGCGGCAAGACUUCGCUGGUAGAACAUUUAGCAUGCAAAACUGGUCGAAUCGCUCCUAAGACACGAGAUACAGAAUGUCCUGUAAACACCGUUUUGAAGGAAAAAGCACGAAAACGAAAAGCAAAUGGCAAGGAAGAACAGAUGAAUAAACUUAGCAUCGAUCAGGCUGCAUUGGAAAAGUUGAAGACUAGUACUCCCAAGAAUGGAUUCCUUCGAAUACAGUUAGGUGAUCAAACCGAUAGCAAGAUGUUGCUGGGCCAUUAUCGUUGUACCGAUACACCGGGUGAAUUUGUAUGGCAACCAGGUGUCCUUACACAGGCGGUCAUGAACGGUUAUUGGCUGCUUUUAGAAGACUUGGAUUCGGCAACACAAGAUGUAUGUACCGUUCUUACCAAUUUGCUGGAAAACAACUACUUGAGUGUGCCAGGCUUCCGAGAUUGUUUACAGAUAGAACCCGGCUUUCAAUUGUUCCUAACAUUGAGAACAAAUAAGUCUGGGACCUCGUCAGCGCAUAACGUCUACACUCUUUUGGAAAAAUACCUAUACACUAUCAAUCUUCUAUCACUUUCGCGACCAGAGCUGUGCUCAAUCAUCUGUACAAAUUUUCCGAAACUAAAACCCGUGGCCAGCCGCAUUGUCGACAUUUAUUUGACCUUCUCCAGUGGAUGUCAUGCUAUCACCAAUGACAGAAUCGAUGAGAGCAUCAGCAUUCUAACCAAUUCGGACAAUGGAAAAACAAACGGCCUGGAAACUGACGGAGACGAUCAUCUUCCCCGUUUUCAGUAUGAUCAUAUUUCGCUAACCUCGAUUCCAAGUUCUGGGCGCCUGGUUUCAACUCGUGAUUUGAUAAAACUUUGCCGACGCUCCAAUCCAACAUUUUCGGUUACAAGCUCCGAGUGUGCUUAUUUUGUGUUUCAAAACGCCGUGGAUAUAUUCUGUUCCCAUCUACCGGCAGGAGAAGCCCGACGUAAUCUUAUAGUGAGCAUCGGUGGCAAAAUCGGUAUCUCCAAAAGUCGUUGCGAACAUAUCUGCGACGAAUACAAACCCGAUUUAGAUGUUUCCAGUUCGAAGGAUAUAAAAAUCGGACGAGUUGUGCUGGACCGCGGACGCACGAAACAAGAAAUCGAGAACGAUGAAAACGACUACGAUUUUUCCCACAAGAAACUUCGCCUGGACAAAAACAGUUGCUCCAAAGUGCAAACACAGGAUUUUAAGCUGCAAAGUAAAGCUCCCACUUUUUCGUUUACGCGUCCAGCGUCCUGCUUGCUUGAGCGAAUUGCCGUCUCAGUUAGUCAACAGGAACCGAUUCUUCUAGUUGGAGAAACUGGAGUCGGUAAAACAAGCGCCAUUCAAUACUUGGCAUAUCAAACACACCACAAAUUGGUGGUUGUGAACAUGAACAAUCAAUCUGAUGUCUCUGAUUUGAUAGGCGGUUUUAAGCCAAUCGAUCUCAGUUAUGUUAUUACUCCACUACGCUACGAGUUUGAAUUUUUGUUUAAUCGAACUUUUAACGCGCAAAAGAACGAAAAAUUUCUUUCGAAUAUCAGCAUUUGCUACAACCGGGCUGAAUUCAACGUCCUCGUUAAACUUAUGCUGAAGAUCAUAGAAAAAGUCUUCCAGCGUAAAGAAGACGAACAGUUACGUUUGGAAAAGAUCUACGAAAAGUGGACCGUUCUGCAGCAAAAACUUCAAAAAUUAGACCAACAGCUGAAAAACUCCGUCAACGUGUCCUUCGCCUUCAUCCCCGGCUCUCUGGUCAACUGCAUCCGAAACGGCGACUGGGUGCUGCUGGACGAAAUCAAUCUGGCAUCAACAGAAACGCUCGAGUGCCUAUCGACCAUCCUGGAACCGGACGGUUCCAUCGUGCUGUUGGAACGGGGAGACUUCGUUCCGGUUCGACGCCAUCCGGACUUUCGAAUCUUUUCCUGUAUGAAUCCGAACACCGAUGUAGGCAAAAAGGACCUACCGGUAGGAAUCCGCAAUCGCUUUACCGAAUUCUUCGUCGACGAACUGACGGCUGAAAACGAUUUGCUAAUUUUGGUGAACGACUAUCUCAGCAGUUCCGGAAUUCAGAAGGUGCGUAUCCUGAAUACCGUCAAAUUGUACCGCCGUCUACGGUCGCUUUCGCAGCUGGAACUAAACGACGGUCUCGGCAAUAAACCCGUUUUCUCGCUGCGCACACUUUGCCGGGCUCUCAGUAUCUGUGCCAAGAACCUGUGCGGAUCGAUCGAACGAAACCUGUACGAGGCUUUCUGCCUGAGCUUCCUCACCCAGUUGGAUCUGAAAAGUCAUCGAACGGUGCUCACUUUCAUUCAGCGAACACUUCUGAACGAUGUGAAUCAAGCGAUUGCACAGCAGAUUCCUCGCCCUUCCGAAGGAGAACAGCUGAACUUUGAAGGAUAUUGGAUCGAACAAGGACCCAAGGAUGUGCAGCAAUGUGAAAAUUAUAUUCUAACCGAAAGCGUUCGAAAUAAUUUGCGAGAUUUGGCACGAAUCGUUUCAAUCGGAAAAUUACCAGUUCUAUUGCAAGGUCCAACAUCCGCCGGAAAGACCAGUUUGAUUGAAUACAUUGCCAAACGGAGUGGAAAUGUUUGUAUGAGAAUCAACAAUCACGAGCAUACUGAUCUGCAGGAAUAUAUUGGCACAUAUGUAGCAGACCUAACAGGGAAGCUGGUUUUCAAGGAAGGAGUACUUGUGGAAGCAAUGCGUAACGGUCACUGGAUCAUUCUAGACGAACUGAACUUAGCACCAAGUGAUAUCCUCGAAGCGCUGAAUCGUGUUUUGGAUGACAAUCGGGAGUUGUUCAUCCCGGAAACCCAAAUGGUCGUAAAAGCUCAUCCAAAUUUCAUGCUCUUUGCUACCCAGAACCCUCCAGGUCUGUACGGCGGACGGAAACAACUCUCUCGAGCCUUCAAAAAUCGUUUCAUCGAGUUGCAUUUCUCUGAGAUACCUCGCGCUGAACUAGAAAUUAUUUUGGAAAAGCGUUGUCUGAUUCCGAAAUCGUACUCGCAAAAGAUGGUGAAGGUUAUGUCCGAACUUCAGGCAAACCGGAGAAGUACGGCCAAACAAAACUUCACUCUGAGAGAUUUAUUCCGAUGGGGAAAUCGCUAUACCUUUGCCAAUAAAAGCCUGCUCGAAGAUAGCAGUUACGAUUGGAAUCAACAUUUGAUUGACGAAGGUUAUUUGGUGCUGUCUUCGAAAGUGCGAAGUUUGUACGAAACCAACAUUAUUCAAGAUGCACUGUAUACACAUUUUCGUAAACGGAUUUCCGAGGACAAUUUAUUCACAUUGAAAGGAAAAGAAACGUCGAUGGUCACAAAGCCAAUUCUAGAGCAACUGUUAAAACAAACCGCUCACGGUAACAUAGUUUGGACAUUUGAUAUGCGGCGAAUGGCCGUGCUGGUAGCCAAAGCAUUGGAGUUCAAUGAACCUGUUUUGCUGGUGGGGCCAACUGGGUGCGGCAAGACAACUAUUUGCCAGAUUCUAUCCUCCGUUCGGGGUACUACUUUACGAAUCUUGAACUGUCACAUGCACACUGAAGGUGCGGAUUUCCUAGGGGGUCUGCGUCCUUUCCGAAAGAGCGAUGUUCCCGAUGAGCAACAGUCCUCAAAUCAGCUAUUCGAAUGGUCCGAUGGGCCACUUGUGCUCUCCAUGCAGGAAGGUGGAUUUUUCCUAGCUGAUGAAAUAUCACUGGCCGAAGAUUCGGUACUGGAGCGGCUUAACUGUGUCCUCGAACCCGAAAGAACUUUGUUAUUAGCCGAAAAAGGCGGUGUUUCUACCGAAGGGUCUGAGUUUGUAAUCACGGCAACAGAAGGCUUUCAAUUUUUGGCAACGAUGAAUCCAGGAGGAGAUUUCGGUAAAAAAGAACUAUCACCUGCGUUGAGAAAUCGUUUAACAGAAAUCUGGUGUCGGCCGACUGAUUCCAAAGAGGAUUUAAUACGAAUAGCUGAACAUUCUCUACGGCAAGGGCUAGGCAAACAGCACAAUGUUUCUAAAUUAGCACAAGUCAUCAUAGAUGUAGUAUUUUUGUUAAAAUCUAAAGUCGACAAGUUGAACUUUAGCAUACGAGAUGUGCUAGCUUGGGUUACUUUCAUCUGUAAGAACAGCAGCAACAUUUCUUUGGCUGAAUCACUGAUCUACGGAUUGGAGACCGUAUUUUUAGAUGCUCUGGAGCUACUACCGUACGAAACACUUGAUGAAAUAGUUGUUUUGCGCAAGGAUAUAUUGUCUGCUUUAAAAUUGUUGAUCAAAACUCAUUUGGCCAUCGAUAAUUACAGCCUUAGCAAAGGAACCUCUGUAGAGUUCUCAAAGGAUAAAUUCGGUAUUGUACCGUUUUAUAUUGAAACCAACUCCAAACGACGCAGUCAAAAAACGGAAUUCAUGUUCAGUGCACCGACUACGCAAAACAAUCUUUUUCGGCUGUUAUCGGCUUUGAGUCUCGAUAAGGCGAUCCUGCUUGAAGGACCACCCGGAGUCGGGAAAACAUCUUUGGUAGAAAACCUUGCUAAAGCUACCGGUUAUGAUAUAGUACGGAUCAACCUUUGCGAACACACCGAUUUGGCCGAUCUUUUCGGAACAGAUCUUCCUGCAGAUGAGCAGUUCUUGGAGGAAAAAGAAUCACCAAACAGUCAGCUAGGUUCGUUCGUCUGGCGCGAUGGCCCUCUGCUGGCAGCAUUGAAAGCUAAAAACACCUGGAUAUUGCUAGAUGAACUGAAUUUGGCACCUCAGAGUGUAUUGGAAGGUUUGAAUGCCAUUCUGGAUCAUAGAGGUGAAGUGUAUAUUGCCGAAUUGAACAAAACUUUCAAACUGGGGCAACAGACUCGGAUCUUCGCAGCACAAAAUCCUCUGAGACAAGGCGGUGGUCGGAAAGGUUUGCCGCAGUCUUUCCUGAAUCGUUUUACUAAGGUUUAUUUGAGAAAACUGGAACGAUCAGACCUGUUACAUGUUGUAAAUGGAAAAUACAAUCAGCAGUUUGAACGCUUGGGUCGUGAGCUAAUUCAAGAUUUGGGAAGGAAAUUUGGCAAAGAUAUAAGUUACUUCGAAGCUCUUGGUUCAUCGGAAGAUGCGUCAAUUAAAUUUGAUCUGGCAGAAAAUAUGGUAAAAUUUUCUGAGCAUUUGGAACAAGGCAUCGCAAAUUUGGAAUUUGGCUACAAAGGAGGACCGUUUGAAGCUAACCUUCGGGAUAUUCUACGCUGGUGUGAUCUUCUUUUUAACGAACAAACAGGUUUUCUGAGAAAACGUUACUCUUCCUUUGAUGAAAGUUAUACAUCUUUUGUUCAGGUUCUAUUCGAAAAAAUGAAACUAGUCUACUAUCAGCGCAUGAGAGCCGAUUUGGAUAAAAACUACAUUCUGACAUUAUUCAGUAAAGUGUUCUCCUGUGACGCAUUUGAGUUAGAGCAGAUUUCCAACGAUGUUGGAUUUUACUGGACUGACGAUAAACUCUACCUGGCGGAUCUCGUUCUGGACAAAGCCAAUACCUGUUCCAAAUUAAAUCCACUAAAAACUCACCAAAACUUCCCGAUACUGUUACAAUGCCAGGUGGAGUCGCUGAAGAAUCUUAUCGAAUGCGUCCAACUAGAAAAGCCGGUAAUUCUGUGCGGCCCAAGUGAUUGUGGCAAAACCAAACUUAUCCAUCUGAUGACCACACUGACGAAUCGUUUUUGUAAUGUGGAUACCAUAGAUGAUUCCGUUACCGGCAGUUUCCAACAAUUCGAUUUCAAUCGUCAUCUGGAAGAGGUUUCGUCGUUGGUAGAAACCGUGGUUAUGAAUGGCGUGAAGACGAUGACACUAGAUGGGACGUGGAACAUCAGCAUGAUUCGGUUACUGGCCGUUUGGGAAAAGUAUGUGCUGCUGAAUGAAGGGAAAACCGCAUUUGCCGCUAGCAAUCUACAAUCGGAAGAGAUUGUGCUGUUCCGUAAACGUCUGGAAGCUUUGCAAAACGUAGUGGCCGUGCUACACAAACAACCGGAUAUAGCAACGAAGGACGAGACCAAUCUGCGAACAAUUUCCACCGUACUAGCAGUUUUGUCCAAGAUGUCACAACAAGUUGAAAUUCUCAACACUGGCGGUCACUUCGAAUGGGUCGAUUCCAAGAUCGUAAAGUCGCUCAAGCAUGGUCAGUACAUUUGUUUGGAACACGUGAAUCUGUGCUCAUCGGCAAUAUUGGACCGUUUGAAUCCUGUUUUUGAACCGGACGGCGCAUUAUUGAUUUCGGAAAAAGGAGUUGAUAGCAGCAGCGAAUCGGAACUCAUUCGAAAACAUUCCGGUUUUCGAGCAUUCCUUACCCUUGAUCCCAAGAAUGGUGAAAUCUCUAGAGCCAUGCGCAAUCGUUGCGUAGAACUAGCCUUCCACAAGGAACCCUAUGGGCUCGACGAUCUGAGGCUGCUGAUUUUCAAUGCAGGGGUCAAAGAUGUUUGGAUAAUGAACACGAUUUUAGCUAUCCAUAGUGCAGUAAAGAAAAUUUCAGAGUUCAAUCAGUUCGGAGUAGCGCAUAUAGUCAAGCUUGCCUACCUUGUCAAUCAAAAUCUCCAAAUGGGAGUCACUGCCGCAAAAAGUCUUACUAUCAGCGCUCUAGAAGCGUAUGUCCGGUCUUCAAAUGUCGACCUAACCGGGUUCGGAAUUGAGUUCUACAGAAAUGCGUUGCUCAGUGCUAUCAAAGAAGAAAUCGACAAGUCGUUCAAAAUCCCCAACCUAGUAGAUUUUGAGAACGUUGUGUUAAAGUCUAAUAAUUUGACGGGCCUUCAAUUGAUUAAAUUGCAAGCUGAACCUCUGCUAUGUAUUCUGAGGUGCCAUCUGAGUGGUUUCGAAGAUCAGAAUAAGGCGUUAUCUGGCAUAAGCUACUUAUUUGAGGAAAAGGCGGUAAUUACUCUGGAAAAUAUCAAGUAUUUGAUGUAUUUAUUGUACGAAAUAUGUACUUUUGAAGAUGCAAGCAAGCGUCAAAUGUACUUAAGAAAAUCGCUUCAAAAUUUUUCUGAUUCAAACACGGGCCCUAUCAGCGUUAUGCUCCAAGAUCUGUUGAAUUUGAAUGAUGCACUCUGUGAUACGGUCACCAAGUUCUCCAACGAAAAAGAUUCUCUUCCUUGGAAUCGCACCAUGUUCCCCAGAAUUCGAGACUACCCGAAUGAUUGCGAUUUACUGCAACAUUGUUUGAGCGCAUCUCUUUUAUUACAAACCGUUCUGAAACCAAUCGAGGUAGGAAAUGUUACCAAAUUGAGUAAAAUCGACCUUUUAGCGUACUCCAAAGCUGUUUCGAUGCAACUGAUUACCGAUACUGUUGGAAACGCUCUCGUCACGCAACUGUACGGCUUUCUUUCCGAAUUUAAAUCACAAGUUGAAACUGCUUUAAAAAUGAAAAAUAUUUUAGACGAAUCAACUUACACGAAACUCAUAGGAUCAUACCUCUGGAUCAAUCGAAUGAUCGAUCUGUCUCGUAAGAACUUGUUCGUAAGCAAAGAAAUCAACUCCAAGCUGAUCGACUACGUUACUUUGCACUUCCAAUGGAUUCGGAAGCAUUGCUUGAGUCUUCUAGCAAACACUAUUUCAUUCCGAGACCUGAAUGAAACACUAGGACAAUCACUCAAAAGUGUUACUCAUCCGUUGACACCUUUUAGAAAGAUAUAUGCUAAGAAGUUCACAAACUUCAAUCCGUUUUACACUGAAAUCCAGAUCCAACACCAUCAACUUCGAGAAGAGUUCAACGAAUUGAUCCGUUUGAUUCCCACUUUGCUGGGACUGUACGAUUAUGAAGAGUUCAUUCGACGUGUUAAUUUAUUGAACCAUCCGAAGAUACAAGACUUGAUUCGUGCACAGGUCGCUGCGCUUGGCAAAAGUUCAUCUUUUCAAAUCGAAACUACUACACCACUUACCUGUUUCGAGAGGCCAGAAUGUAGGAACUUAUUGUCGCUGAUUCAAAGUUUCAAGGAGCACGAACAGAACAAUGAAAACGUGGACUUACAUCGUGCUUCUGAACAAUUAACCCACAUGUACAAGGUUUCAAAUGAAUUGGAAAUUCCUGAGGAAAAUGCUUACGCUCCUUACAAGUUUGCCCUCGAAAUGUUCCCUGUACAGGAAUAUUUCUUGCUGAAACUGAUCUUUGGUAAAUCUGGGCCCAACUAUGAUUUUAUUGCCAACACAAGGUCACUGAAUAUUAACGUAUUGGAGCUUCUGAACAAUUUAAACACAAUCGAAUACAAGAAGUUUAUUGAAAUGAGUGAUGUGCUGUAUGAUCUAGUACUGUCAGAUCAUAAUCUGUUGAACAACCUUCCUCAAGGGUUUUAUCGAAGUCUAUCGACUCACCAGCAUCUGUUGAAUAAAAAACUCCUCAAUUUUCAAAUGCAGUCCCUCGCUAUCAACAGUAAUGUUUGUUACCACAAUGAGACCGAAUCCAGCUACAAACAGCAUGAAGAGCAACUUUCCAACCAAUCCAUCCAUGGCGCUGUUCUGACCAACAACUGUUUAUCUAUUUUGUUAACCCCAAGCGGUGAAAUACGUAGCACCGGCUUGGGAGAACUACCAGUUUGGCGCCGUACACUACAGCAGCUGCGAGAAGCUAUUUGGUUUAACGCAGGAAUACAACAGAAGCGUUUUGACCAACAAUCGUCUGGCUUGAAUAAAGCUGUUCAACAGGCCCGAGUACUACUUCUCGAGAUAAGCACAAUCCAGGACGCGAUGCAGUGUUCAACAGAAAAAGCCGUUACAGAUUUUGUACGUCUAACAAGUGAGCUGAGAACAACGGUUGACGAUUGUAAACAAUUUUUUUCGGAGCACAGCUACGACGAUCUUUGUUCCAGUGCGAAUCGUAAUCGCCAGUGGCGUUUCGGAGCGCUUAUCCAAAGUUUGUGUGGAGCCAUCAGACUAAAUUUACAAAUUCACACACCUCUCCUGGAUCCGGUUGAAAAAAAUAAGCUCAAAAAAGAGUACAAUAACGAGGACAUUCAAUACUACAGCACCCUCAAUCAAGCGUACGAAUAUAUGUCAAUUACUAUGAACUACAAACGAUUAGGAAAACAGCCUAGGGAUUUGAUAAACGGACAUUUGCAUAAUUUGAACACUAAACAACAAAAACUCUGUCGGAAGGUGGCUUUGCGCCCGGUGGAAAAUAACUAUACGGAACUAGCCAAAGAUGUUAGCAAUUUUCUUACAUCUUGCUGCUAUCCUGGUACGGUGCUAGAACUAAUAAGAAAUGCAAACGAAUGCUUGGACUUUGAGGUUGACACCAAAAACCCCGUCAAGAAUUGCACCCAAUCUAAACAUUUCCAAAUGCGUAUCAACGAGACCAUCAAGCAAAUAGAGCUUUGGAUAAAUAUUUCCGAUAAGUUCGAGCACCACACAUUAAAGCGAUACGCAGCUUAUUAUCAAGAUGUCCUCGAACCAACACGCUGUUCGAUCGCUAUCUUCCGAUAUGGCCUCUGCAAUCUUAAACACUGUCUGCUAUCCAAACGCGAUUCCAUAGCUAUAAAAAGCAACGGAGUUUUUUACGAUUUAACAGAACGUGACGCGUUACCCAAAAUACUGGAGAAAUUUGUCCAAUUUCCGGUCGUUAAGUCCUUGGAACUCUUUGACGAAGAAUCGUCUGGUCACAAAGUCAACAUAUUCUCGCUGUUUGAAAAAAUCGAGCAUGGCGAAAGUAAUUAUUUCCGUUUGCUCAAAGCCAAGCUACAGGACGUGAAAAACUCAAUCACUCUUCAAGGUGCAAUCGACGAACAGGAUUUCACCGAUAUCGACAAGAUUGUGAACAUUUGCAACCAGGUUUGGCAAAAGCAGGAGCACCAACGAAGAAAGAAACAAGCCGAAGAUGAUAGUUUGUAUCAAACUAAAAAUCACUGCGAAGAGGAAGAUCAAGAGGUUAUUGAUAAACGAGAAAUCGGAGAUAUGUUCCCGAACUAUGUGGAUGAAGAUUUUGCCGAUUUCAUUCAGAACGACACACUCGAACAGGUGAUAAAGAUCGACAAGGUUAAACGGAAUCAAAAAUUCGCUGAAACUAUUACCAAUGAAGAUUACACUCUUAUAUGCGAAAGUUUUAUCUACCUUAUGAACCGAUUUUCCAAGUCGUAUUACUACAAUCCAGAAACCGUUGCUAAUCAGGUGGACAUAAUUCCGGUAGAUUACGUCACACCCUUCCAAACGAAAGUUUCGAUCUUUGCUCAAAUAAUGCAAAAAUUCAAAACUGUAAUCAACAGUCGAAUGGAUGAAAGUAUUUACCCUGGGUUGAGCUUCCUCAUCGGUUUGAUUCAAAACCGGUACGAUUGUUUAGAUUUGAAGCGUGAAGUGACCGGCAAGUAUAAUUUCUACAAGGAUUCAAACAUAGCUGAAGUAGUUCAGUGUGUAGAAGUACUUCAAAAGGUUGAAAAACGUACAAGAGAACUACUUCAAGAAUGGCCCGAUCACGCUGUCCUGAAGGAUAUUAUCGGAAUAUUGAACCGCAUCUAUGCUCUACCUUCAACAGCCCCCAUCGUACGAUUCAGCACGGGUUUGCAACUUCUACGAGCUAAAAUGGACGAGUGGAAUGUAGUUGCUCAUCGAUUGAACAAUUUGAGGGAGUUGGAAGCAGACAUAGUUGAAUUUGUCCAUCGAUGGAUGCGCAUGGAGUUACAGUUUUGGAGGGAAUGUAUUUCCCAAACUCACGACAACGUUAGAUCGAAAGCUUACCGCUAUUGGUUUUUCAUGUACAACCUGAUGCACGAGUAUCUACAAAGUGAUUCGAAAGCUAAGCUUGGUCAUUUGUUGGAUUAUCGUAAAGUCGAGCGUCGUUUCGGUGAAGAAGAAAUGUUGGAAGAAGAAGAAACACCAGAAGAGGGUACAGUAAAAAUCGAGGAUUUGAUUCACGUUCUAAAACAGUUUAUGGAAUCAUCAAACUAUGCCGAAUUCACAACUCGUCUUCGCAUCUUCAAAGCGUUCGAACAAUAUCUUCUGCUACUAAACUAUGAAAACAACAAGAAAAGAGAUUCGUUGGUGGCAAUUUUGUUCAAUUUGCACUUGUAUUACGAUCAGUUUUCGGCGGAAAUUGAGGAAUUCAUUCGAGACAAACGAGGCCCGAUCGAGAAGAAGCUGAAAGAAUUUGUCAAAAUAGAAUCCUUCAACAAAGAUUUGUCCUACUUCAGCAUGCGUAAUAACAUCGCUCGAGUGCAUAGACAUUUGCACAAAUUCCUCAAAGAAUUCGAGACAGAACUUAAAGAAAAAGUCUUGCCAGUGUUCACCCCAAAGAAUCCGUCAACAGAAAUAGCAUCAGCCGAUGAGCAAAAAAUAAAAAAUCUCCGAUCAGAGCCCAAAGUAACUUACUAUAUGGUGGAUGUGAAGAAUUUCAUGGCAUCUUUGAAACUUAAGGAGAAGUAUACGGUUUCAAACGUCCCCUUGGCGUCCGCGUCUGGACAAGAUCUGUUGACUAAGAUCGAUCGGUAUUUCAUCACAUCCCGGAACGUGGUCAAAGACGCUAUCCUACAUGCUCCCUACCCAGGUUUGAUCUACAAUUUAGACACUUUCGUGCACGAACAGAUAGAAACGAUCGAAUAUCUUCGUGGAUUGGAAGUCGAUCGGAGUCUUCCAAAGCCCAAGCAGAAAUCUCAAGCCAAACAAAUAUUGAACCAGAAACGUAAGGCCUUAGCCGAUUUCUACAAGAGCCUAACACAGUUGGGACUGAGCUAUCGUAGUGGAAUCGUUCAGAACAGCAUCGAUAACGAUUUCGUCGACUUAGCCAUUCAUCCGUUUUCGGUCGAUUUGCUCACGUCGACCAACAAGUAUCGUAAAGUUGAUCAGCAUAUCGUCUUCCUCAAUGAUAAACUCAACUUGCACUACUCUAAGUGCGUGUUCAAGAUAAAAAUGUUGUUGAAAGUCAUGCUACAGCCUAAUCCGGAUGUUGGAUUGAUUAACAUCGAUCGAAUUAAAGGUUUUGCGGUGGAUAUGUUUCUGUUGGUGCAGAACCAGCGCAAAGAGUUGGGUAAAUCGAUCCUUAGCAUAGGCAAACUGCGCGACCAAAUAGUAGAUCUGACACAGUUGAACGAAUGCCUGGAGUCAAAGGUGCGGACAUUCGAAUUUGAACAUUCCAGAAGAAAGCUCAGAAUGGUUCGUAAAUGUGUGAUCAAGACUGCUGAAGUACUGACUCAGUUUAGUUUGCUUAUCAAAUGUUCGCCCCUGGAAACUCGUAAAGAACUGCAGGUUUUGAGAGAAGAAAAAGGUCUUUCUCAGAAAGAACUUGAAACUACCUCUCAGCUUGUACAGGAAGGGCUUCAAAUGGCUACCAAGCUGGUUGGUGAUAUGAAAGUGACCGACAACUACAUCCCCGGAGAUUUCAUUAAAACCGUAGCUGUGGAAUUCCGAGUCCUUCAAGAGUUGUUGAACAAAAUUUGUGAUCAGCUGAAGAUUCAAAAUGGUGAAGAAUAUAACGUUUAUGCUCGGCCACUACUUGACCUGCUCAAAUUGAUUCGCGAAUGUUCUAGAGAUUCUAGAAAUACUACCAUAACGGCCCACGAUUUCGACGAAGAAAGCAUGAAUAAUGAAUUAGAAAACAUUAUUCAUUUAAUUCUUAUAGCAAUGCAACAGAUUUACAAAAAGUAUUCCGAUGUACAGAAUUCCAAUCAACAGUCUGACGAGGCUGUCACUGCGCAAAACGAUAAGGAAGAAAGCGCGAACGAAACAGAAUCGUCGUUGGAAGAUCGCCACAUAAAGGAAAAGAUCGAUUCAGAUUUGGUUCACGACUUGAAAACGUUGAACGUAACAAAAGUAGUUGAAAAACUAGGAAAUCUUUUUGAAAUUCUAGAGAAUACGCACGAUUCCAACAGUUGUGCUUCCCUUCUACAUAGGCUAACCCGGCUGAUUCCUAUCCUAGAGCAGUUUAAUCUUUUGGUUGAAUAUUACCUGAUCCAACAGUUGGGAGCACAUAAGAUCUGCACCCGGAUGCUCUCGGUGAUGUUGACAGUAUUUAUCGAAUUGGGCACCAAAGGGUUCUGUGUGCCGAAAGAUAUCAUGGAUGAUGAGCAGGAACAGGGUGGUGAACAGCAGGAGGGCAAUCAAGAAGGCUCAAAGUUUGGUUUCGAAGACGGAGAAGGCGAGAAGGAUGUUUCCAAUAAAAUCGAAAGUGAAGACCAGCUAGAGGACGCGAAGAAACCCGAUCAGGAUGAAAACAAAGAGGAAGAGGAGAAGGAUAACAAGGAAGAGAAAGGUAUCGACAUGAGUGAAGAUUUCGAUUCCAAACUUCAAGACGUCGAUAAACCGGAAGAUGAGGAGUCUGAUGAAGAGAAAAAUGAUGAAAACGAAGAUAUCGAUAAACAAAUGGGAGAAACAGAGGAAGGAGCAGAGAAAUUGGACGACCAAAUAUGGGGUGAUGAUGAGGAAAAAGAGCAAGAUGAAAAGGAAAACGAUAUGGAGGAAGAAGAUGGCAAGGGAUCGGGAGAAUCAGAUGAUACGCAUAAUAACUUAGAUUCGGAAAAAGAUAAAGCCCCUGGAGAGGAAGAUGAAGGUUUAGACGCAAUCGAUCAAGCAAAAGAUGAACGAAGAAAAGAAAAACCCAAAGAUAUUGAAGAUAUGAACAAUCAAGAAGGAGAGGAAGAUCAAGAAAAUCCACACCACAACGAGUUGGAAGAACCACCUCAACCAGAUGAUUUAGAUUUGGAUGAAGAAUUUAAUUUAGAUAAGGAAAAUCGCCCCGAUAAUGAAACGAAUGAAGAAGAUAAAGAAAAUCAAGAAAAUCCAUUCGAUAUUGACAAUAUGAAAGACGGUGUGGACGAUCAAAACGAGGAAAAUGAUGAAGACAAAACCUUGGAAAGCGAGGAGAAAAAACAGGAGGAAAAUCAGGAUUUAUCUGACGAAGAGGAAACCAAUCCAGAAGGUGGAGAAAAAUUAGACGAAGACAAUCAAAACGAAGAUGAAACUGAGCCACAAGAUGAAGAAAGCACGCAAAUACCGGACGAAAUCAAAGAACAGGAACAGGCAGCUGAACAAGAGGAAGGUGAAAAGAAACCACCCAAUUAUGAAAAACAUCAAGAAUCAAAAGAUAAACGAUCGGAGGAGGAUAAGAUAGAGGCGAUGCUGGAAACGCAAAACAAAGGUACCAGUGAUCAGGUGGCGAACGAAAAACCAGAGUCCAAACAGGAGAAUGAGCUAGAUGAACAAGACACUGGCGAAGAUAAAGAAGGCGUUGGGCAGGCUGAGAAUGAGAAAUCGGACAGCGGACAUCAAGGCAUUGCAGAGUCGAAAGAAACUCGGGCUAAGGAAGAUAUGAACAAGCAGAAACAAAAACAAGAACGCCGUCGACAGGGCAAUACCGACGAAGACAGAACGCUUGGUGACCCUGAGGACGCCGAGAAGAAGCGGCUAAAAACUCUGGAUGAAAUAAAUCGUAAGGAGAGUACUGUUGAGGACCCAGAGGAAGAAAAGCAAUCGGAGGAAUACCAACACGUCAAAGAUGCUAAAAGUUCGGACAAAACAACUCUGGACAAUGCCACUGAAGAACAGUCGAAGAAAGUUCAACAUAAGGAUCAGAAUGAAGAAUCGGAAAAUCCAGAGGACGAACCGGAAAACGCAGAGGAAUUAAUGGAUGUAGAUGAAACGAAAGAAGAAUUAGAAGCUGCAAACACAGAGCUACAGGAGAGCGAGAAGACUGAACAAAAGAAAAAUAAAGCCUCCAAAAAGGAUGAAGAUCAACAGGAGAAAGUUGAAAGUCUAGAGAACGUUGAAGUCGAGGGAGAAACUGUUCAAACCAGCGAUGUGCCGAGAGGAGCAGAGACAACAGCUCACACGAGCAUGGAUAUCCUGAGCGAUUUAUCCGUCCCAGAGGAACCAACCACGGCAGAAGCACUGGAACUACGAAAGCUUGUUGAGAAAGAAUCGACAGCAGUUAACUCUGUUCAACCGGCUCACGAAGAUUUCGAUCAAUGGCAGCAUAUUUCUAACAAAAUGCUUCCCAAUGCGAGAGAACUGUGCGAACAACUUCGUCUUAUAUUGGAACCCACGAAAUGUACCCGACUCAAGGGUGACUACCGAACCGGUCGUCGAAUCAAUAUGAAGAAAAUCAUUCCCUACAUCGCUUCGCAAUUUCGAAAAGACAAGAUUUGGCUACGUAGAACAAAAGCCGCCCAACGGGACUACAAAAUCACGAUUGCCAUAGAUGAUUCGAAGUCCAUGGACCACAACAACUCGAAAGACCUUACGCUACAGGCCAUCUCUCUGGUUUCCCAAGCCCUAACACUGCUGGAAAGUGGAAGGUUAAAUGUGAUGUCUUUCGGAGAAUCGCCCCGAAUCCUCCUUAAACAUUCAGAGCAAUUCGACGGGGCUAAGCUAAUGAGUUCGCUGAACUUCGAACAGAACCAAAGCAGAAUUGCCGAUCUGUUGGAUUUCAUUCGGACGUUCAACUCGGAGGAUGCGGCCUCCUCCGAUAAUGGCAUCUUCGAGAAUCUACUACUGAUCAUCAGCGAUGGACGAAACAUUUUCAGCGAAGGCGAGAAGAAGGUGAAAAACUCGGUCAAAUUGGCUCGUCUUCAAAGGAUUUUCAUCGUUUAUGUCAUAAUCGACAAUCCAGAAAAUAAGCAUUCGAUUAUGGACAUCCGGGUGCCACUGUUUACGGCCGAUCGGAACGAAAUCGUAAUGCAGUCCUACCUAGAUGUGUUCCCCUUCCCGUACUACGUGAUUGUUCGGGAUUUGGGACAGUUGCCACUGGUGCUGAGCGAUGCCAUGCGUCAGUGGUUCGAGCUGGUCAACGGUGAACAGUAGUAGUUUGUGAUUCCAUGAACGCUGUCGGGGUACCAUUAUUGCUUCUAAGGAAGUGUUAUAUGUAAAAAACUAUAGGUUUAAUGAUACAAAUUAAAAUAUUAACUUCUUUUUCCAAGUCGUCCAUUUGGUCCUGGUUGUAAAAUAAGAUACAAAUACAACAUGGUAGAUUAUUUUCAUUAAAGUUGUUAAAAAUUUUAUGCAUAAA